AUGCCCAAUUUCUCCGGGAACUGGAAGAUGAAGCACUCGGAGAACUUCGAGGAGCUGCUGAAAGCUUUGGGCGUCAACGUGAUGCUGAGGAAGAUCGCGGUGGCCGCGGCUUCCAAGCCGGCCGUGGAGAUCAAGCAAGAUGGCGAGACCUUCUAUAUCAAGACCUCCACCACGGUGCGCACCACCGAGAUCAACUUCAAGAUCGGGGAAGAGUUCGAGGAGCAGACUGUGGACGGGCGUCCCUGCAAGAGCCUGGCCAAAUGGGAAAGUGAGAACAAAAUGGUCUGCGAACAAAGGUUGCUGAAGGGGGAAGGGCCCAAGACCGGCUGGUCCCGGGAAAUGACCAAUGAUGGAGAACUCAUUCUGACCAUGACAGCCGACGACGUGGUCUGCACGCGGAUCUACGUCAGGGAGUGA
Molecule: messenger RNA, 417 nt
Organism: Emys orbicularis (European pond turtle)
Lineage: Eukaryota; Metazoa; Chordata; Testudines; Emydidae
Gene: CRABP2
Product: cellular retinoic acid binding protein 2
Exons: 4
Coding region: 1-417 (138 amino acids)
Biological process (GO): fatty acid transport
Cellular component (GO): cytosol; nucleus
Molecular function (GO): fatty acid binding; retinoic acid binding
Source: RefSeq, a predicted model, not a curated record